AUGAAGACGAAAACCCUUUACAUUCUUGUCUCUCUGUUCGUUCUCAAUUCAAUCACUCUCUAUCACUACUUGUCUUCUAACUUCGAUUACUUCCACCACCGUCUCCGUAGCCAUUCUCUGCCUGAAAACGUCAAUAUAUCGUUGACGGUUUACCACAACUCGCCGUUUCAUGACCGCGCCAAUGAUGUCCCAUUAUAUAACUUCGUCAAUAAGCCAUGGCCGAUCUCUCCUUCAUACCUCCCAUGGCCUUUGUCACCUAACAACAUCACUUACAGAUCUUGCGAAGCGUAUUUUGGUAAUGGAUUCAGUCGUCGCGUGGAUCUUCUGAAGCCGAAAUUGAGAGGCGGAGGAGGAUGGUUUAGGUGUUUCUAUAGUUCGACAUUGGAGAGCUCUGUCUGUGAGGGCGGGAGGAUACGGAUGCAUCCGGAGAAGGUUAAGAUGUCGGUCGGUGGCGAGGAAUUGGAGAGCGUGAUUGGUAGGAAAGAGGACGAUGAGUUGCCGAAGUUUGAAUUCGGAGCUUUUGAUUUGGAGGUUGAUGAGAAGCUGAAUAGUCGUAAGAAGCUUGUGGAUGGGAGUUUUUUGGACCAGUAUUUGAAGAAAGGAUCGGUUCCGAGGCAUACCGUUCGUGAGUUGAUCGAUUCCAUGCAGUUGGUUGGCGCCAAUGAAUUUAAAUGCUCUGAGUGGAUUGAGGAACCAACACUUUUGGUGACUCGCUUCGAGUAUGCAAACCUUUUCCACACUGUUACAGACUGGUACAGUGCCUAUGUAUCUUCCAGAGUAACUGGCUUGCCAAUUCGACCUCGGCUAGUUUUUAUAGAUGGCCAUUGCUUGACACCCUUGGAUGACACUUGGAAAGCCAUGUUCUCAAGUCUAAGAUACGCUAAACAUUUCAGCGGUCCUGUUUGCUUCCGUCACGCUAUCCUACCACCUUUAGGAUACGAAACCGUCCUAUCCAGGGGUCUUUUCGAAGACCUAGAUUGUCGUGGAGGAUCCGCCCACGAAGUGUUACAAAACCCCAACGAACCUAUAACAGCAAGAAUCUCAGAAUUUGGGGACAUGAUAAAAGCCGCUUUCGGCCUUCCUUUAAACAAACCCCACCCCACCUCAAACCACCAUAACAUCCUCUUCAUCCGACGCGAGGGUUAUUUAGCGCAUCCGCGCCAUGGCGGAACGGUUCAACCGCGGCUCGAAAACGAGCAGGAAGUGUUUGAUGGAUUAAAGAAGUGGGCAAGUAGUCAUUCAAAGUGCAAAGUUAACGUGAUUAAUGGAAUUUUGGCACAUAUGCCUAUGAAAGAGCAAUUAAGAGCCAUUGAAGAGGCUUCAAUUAUCAUGGGUGCUCAUGGAGCAGGACUUACACACAUAGUUUCAGCAACACAAGAAGCAGAAAUUGUGGAACUAAUCGGGGUUGAAUUUAUGAGGCCUCAUUAUGCACUUAUUUCUAAAUGGAAAGGCAUCAAGUAUCACCCAAUGCAUCUGAGAGAAGCUUAUGCUGUUCCAUCAGAAGUGAUAGAUAAAGUCAGCAACAUUUUGGCAAAUCUGGGAUGCUGAACAAUCACUCUGGAAUUUUGAAGAAUC
Molecule: messenger RNA, 1575 nt
Organism: Cynara cardunculus var. scolymus (artichoke)
Lineage: Eukaryota; Viridiplantae; Streptophyta; Magnoliopsida; Asterales; Asteraceae
Product: beta-(1,2)-xylosyltransferase-like
Exons: 4
Coding region: 1-1548 (515 amino acids)
Molecular function (GO): glycosyltransferase activity
Source: RefSeq, a predicted model, not a curated record